Molecule: messenger RNA, 1191 nt
Organism: Macaca mulatta (Rhesus monkey)
Lineage: Eukaryota; Metazoa; Chordata; Mammalia; Primates; Cercopithecidae
Source: RefSeq, a predicted model, not a curated record
AUGGCUAGUGACUGUCCACCCCACUCUGCCCCGGACCCAGGCAUCGUCUGCAGCAGAAGGCACAUGUGGUGGCAACAGAGACGCUUCUGCGUGGUGACGCUUCAAGGGCUGGGCCUAGGCAAGCUGGCGCUGGAGGUGCAGCUGCAGAAACAGGCAGCAGAGCUGGUGGAAGCCUUCCGCCAGGAGCUCAGUAGAUCCUUCGACCCUCAGGUAUCCAUUGUCAGGUCCACAGUCAGAGUCAUCGGGGCCCUUGUGUUUGGCCACCACUUCCUCUCAGAGGAUCCCAUCUUCCAGGAACUGACUCAAGCCAUUGACUUUGGCCUGGCCUUGGUCAGAACUGUGUGGCACUGGAUGAGAGGCAGCCCUGGGUUACUCAAGUCAAAGGCCCCAGCCCACUUUGGAGCCCCCCCGACUCAGGGGCUGGCUCCUGAGGAGGGCCUGGGUGGGCCUCUCUCUCCACAGCUGCACGACGUGUUUCCCCGGGCCCUCUGCCACCUCCCAGGACCCCACCGGGAGAUAGUUAGGUACCAAGGGGUCGUGCGGAGCUUCACCCGCCGGGAGAUCACCGGGCGCAAACUCAAAGCACCGGAGGCUCUCAAGGACUUCAUCAAUUGCUCCCUGGCCCAGAUCUCCAAGGCCAUGGAUGAGCCUGUCUCCACAUUCCACGAGGAGAACCUGGUCCAGGUGGUGAUCGACCUGUUUCUGGGAGGCACCAACACCACGGCCACCACCCAGCGCUGGGCACUCGUCUACAUGAUCCAGCACGGAGCUGUCCAGGGCUUGCUGCAUGCUGAGAGCUUUGUGCCCGCGGCGUCAUUUGAUACAAUGGGCACCAUCAUCUUACCCUUAUGUAGAGGCUCUGUGCUCUACGACCCUGAGUGCUGGGAGACCCCUCCACAGUUCAACCCUGGCCACUUCUUGGACAAGGAUGGAAACUUUGUGGCCAAUGAGGCCUUCCUGCCAUUCUCUGCAGGGCAUUGUGUGUGCCCAGGGGACCAGCUGGCUCGAAUGGAGCUCUUCCUGAUGUUUGCCACCCUCCUUAGGACCUUUCGGUUCCAACUGCCAGAAGGGAGCCCAGGGCUCAAGCUGGAGUACAUCUUUGGGGGCACUUUGCAACCUCAGCCCCAGGAGAUCUGUGCAGUGCCCCGCCUGAACAGCCCCAGCCCUGGUCCUAGGGAGGAUGGCCUGUAG